AUGUCUUUUGAAACAUGUUUUGAUGGAGAAGAUGAUCUGGAACAGCCAGCAGACGAUGCUGGAGCAGCGGCAGAGCAAGGCGUCGAAGAGUCGGAACCUGAUGCAACAGGUGUGGAACUCUACAAUCAUGUGGCACAGGGACAUCAGCCUUACCUUUCCUCUUGUUUGUCAUGUGUGCGAGCGUGUGGAAGAGCACCCGCAAGAAGGUUGAGACAUGCACAUGGGCCCAGCUCGGUUGGAGCUGAUUUCACAUUCAUGGGAAGUUUGAAGAUUUUGGUGAUUGUGGUUUUCUGCAGCGGCUUCUUGUCCGCCUUUGUCAUGGACCCGCUCAAUUCAGAGGCCAACGCAAGGUCAGUCAAUCGGUCACUGCGAGAGGCAGGGCUGACCGGGCGCCAUGUAGAUCUGAAUUCGGACGGGGAGGCGACUCUUUUAGCUCUCUUCAGAUUGGCUGCGAGAAUGGAAACAUCACCUGUGACAGGUCUCAGUUAUAGCACUUUCGCUCCCGAAAGGUCUCAGUCCAAUGGCCGCGUGGAGCGCGCCAAUCAAACGGUCAAGGAGCUCACGGCGGCGAAUUUAUUUUUCCUUGAGGCACAAAUUGGCCGAAGAAUCCCUCUUGAGUCACCUCUGGUUCCCUUCGCCAUUGACUACGCCUGCAAAACCCAUAACGCCUUCCAUCAGAAACAAGGAUCGAGAGCCACUGUCUUGGAUCGGAUUAGGGGGAGACUCAAUACCCCUAAGCCAAGUACGUUGCCAUUCGGUUGCCUAGCUCUUGGGAAGGCUGUUUCAAGCAGCGCGAUCAGGGAAGAGGAACGCCUCAUGCCAUUCGUGUAUCUCGGACCGCUUCUUAGUACAGGUGGAGGAUGCAUUGGCAUCGCCGCACAGGAAGCAAGGCUUGGGCUUUCAGAAGAAGAGGUGCUCAAGGUCAGAAAAUUCCAAACAGCGAGAGCUGUGGUGCCGUGUCAGUGGCCGGUUGCGGACUUAGAGGUUCUUUGUCUACCUGCUCCACAAGGCGUACCACCUCCUGCUGAACCAGCGUUGCCGGUUGAUCCAACAGAACCAGAACCUGGAGAUGCACCACCAGCAGAAGGUGAGAGACCUAGAGGAGACAAAGCCCCAGUCGUAGUCCCAACCAGCGGUCCACCCAAAGACUGGAUCCUCAAGGAAGGGACAACUCCGAACUGCUAUGCAUGUGAGCAGAUCCGCAAGAGUGGCAAAGCACACGGUCGUGUUCAUUCCUCAGCCUGUAAGGCACGUUACAAAGCUUGGUUGGAAGAGCAAGCAAGACUGAGAGAGGAAGAAGAGCAGAAAAACAAGAGACCUCGUCUUGAGCAAGAGGUGCAGCCAGCACCAUUGCCAGGAGUUUUGCCAGCACCUCCAGCAUUGGGCGAUGCGCCACCUGGACAAGGUGGUGAUGUGAACAUGGAAGACCUUGAGCCGGUCCCACCAGGGGACGCAAUGGACAUUGAUGCGCUGAUUGAUCAUCAUGUUCGAGAAGUGGAAGAUGAAUUUCUGGGUCGAUCUGAUCCCACGCAUGUUGGAAGUCAGUUGUUUGUGUCCCAUUCAUGGAAGUUGAGAGCAGCGACGGAUGCUUCAGUCCAUUGGUUUCAGUGUCAGUGUUUGGGGCGCACAGUCUGGCAGGCAAUUCCCAUCCCUAUGAGAUGCGAAACUUCUGGACAGACGAUGGAGCUCAAGAACAUCGUUGCAGCGUUUGAAAAAGAGUUUUCCCAGCUCACUCACUUGAAGGUGGGCAAGUGGAUCACGGAAGCCGAAGCCAAGAAGUUGUCGCAUUCUUUGCAACGAAAGGUUCUGGCCACCAGAUGGGUAGUGGUUCAAAAGCCGUCCAAAGUCAGAGCACGCAUUGUAGCAAAAGAUUUCAGGGCCUGUGGAUUGUCUUCUUUGCGAGAAGGACAUUACAGUCCGACUGCAAGCUUGGAAGCUCUCAGAUUGCUGUUGGCAAUGGCGGAAACAUACCAGUGGUCUCUUUGCACACUGGAUAUCUCCACCGCAUUUUUGUAUGCGGAGUUGGACAAAGAAGAAAGACAGCCUAUAUGUUUCCCCACUUCUACAUUGUCAGCAACAGGAGAACGAUUGCAUCUCCAAUUGGAGAAGGCUUUGUACGGGCUCAGACGGGCCCCAUUGGCCUGGUACCGACAGUUGGUUGGAGCAUUGGCGUCUUUGGGAUUCAAACCAACGUCGGAGUCCACAGUGAUGAGGUUUGAGCUCAGUGAUCCAUCCAAAUUUCUUUUGGUUUUGAUCUACGUGGACGACCUCCUCAUCACCGGAAAGCUCAACGUUGGUGAAGUUGGCGUCAUUGAGUUUUUGGGGAGGCAGAUCAAGCGUGACAGUGUCAAGGGACACUUGACCCUGGGACUUUCGGCAAGCUAUGUGGAUGGCAUGGAAGAAUUGAUGGGGAUGAAUCUCACGCCCUCAAAAGCAGUGCCAAAGCUUGCAGACUUGCUCAAGAAAGAAGAUCACGACUUGGAUGCUACAGAAGCUACCAAGUUCCGAAGUGUGCUUGGAAAGCUGGCCUGGUUCAGCCUGACCAUGCCCAACAUGAGCUACCAAGUGAGCCUCCUCUCUUGCUACCAGUCGACUCCGACCAAAGUGGGUUGGCUGAUGUUGGUUGAAGUGAUUCGUUUUGCAAAGGCAUACAAGCACUAUAGGCAGGUUUUUGGGUCGACAGGUUCGUCAUGGUACUCUCCAGAUGAUUUGCAGCUUUACGCAGUUUGUGACGCCUCUUGGAGGCUGAAGAGUCAGAUGGGUGGUGUGAUUUUGUUUGCCGGGAGCAUGGUGAAAUGCUACAGUCGCCGUAUCUCUUCGACAUGUUUGUCGUCGGCCGAGUCCGAAACCUUCAGCAUAGUGGAGGCUUGCCACGAGAGCAUUGGCAUUGCGUUGAUGGCCGAGACGUUCCUUUGGGGACUACCUGAGAGAUCCAGCACUGGCGAUUUUGUUCGCACCUCCGGCACCAUGACCACCAACAUCAAAACCGACAGCGAAGCAGCAAAGUCCAUUGGAGGCAUGUUCAUGACGCUUCUCAGACGAGUUCGUCAUUUGGAACUGAGAGUCUAUCGACUCCAAGAACUGGUUUCCUUAGGCAGAAUCCUGUUGGAAUAUAUACAGGGCGCAAUCAAUCCAUCAGACUCGCUCACAAAAGACAGCGACCAGGCGCAUAUGGAGUUGUUGUUGGAGUGUUUGGGCCUUGAGGAAGAUGCGAAGGAGGUUUCCAGGGUUCGGACGUUCGUUGAAUACGCCUUGGAUGGGUUCGACUUGCUUAGCGGACAACAUAAGCGCAGAGCAGUCACCGCUUUGGAACGAGGAUUGAGCCUGUUGGGAAUCGGAGGUUCUCAAAGAGAGAAUGUGGGGACUGGAAUCGAUCCAGAAGUGACACACCCUACAUGGGCUCAUCAGGUAGGUGUUUUGCCGCGACCACAGAAACAUGUUCACUUUUCAGAUGCAGUUGAAAGGGUUGAAUUUGAUGUGGACGAAAGCGUAUCGGCCUUCAGAGCUAUCCCAAAAUCAUGGGAUCGAGUUAUGAAACGUCACCCAGUUUUGGAAACACUCCGCAAACCUUUGCAGAUGUUUGGCCGUGGAGUUGAGCCACUUGUGAUUGAGUUGUGUUGCGAACCUGAAUCAGGUGUCAGGCAGGCCUGUGAGUUUCUCAAAAUACCGUAUGUAGGUGUCACUAGGGCGAUUGAUCUCGGAAAUGCUCAAACAAUCCAGUUGAUUCGAGGAGUUUUGGAAAGAAAAGGGUCAGUUGGAGUUUGGAUUUCAUCGCCGUGCGCUGCUGGCUGCCGAUACCGCUUCAUCAACAACAGAACUCAGUCCGGGUUGCUCAAAUGGCGAGGCAGGUACAAUGAACAUAGGGCCAUUUGGUUGUCUUUGCGUCGAAUUUUCCAAGAGAGAGCAGACAAAGCAAGUUUGAUGAUUGGGCAAGAAUGGCCAGAGUACUGCGAUUUGUUUGGAUGUGCCACAUACAAGAAAACGGCUGAGUUGAUGCACUUGAAACAUCGGUCUUUUGUGUGUCGCAUGUGUUUGGACGGAAUCUUUAAGAAAUGGGAAGUUCGUAGCAACUCAGAGAAACUGAGCCGCUUCUUGGGCACACCAGCCUGUGCCUGUGUACGACCGCCUGGACCUCGGAUGGUAUCUUUGAAGAAAUCUGGGGAAUACUCAUUUGAAGUUGGAAGAUUCUUUGUGGAAGGGUUUUUGCAAUGCACUAGGAACUGA
Molecule: messenger RNA, 4224 nt
Organism: Cladocopium goreaui
Lineage: Eukaryota; Dinophyceae; Suessiales; Symbiodiniaceae
Source: the annotation of a GenBank genome assembly